AUGGAACUUAUAGAAAAAAAAUACGGCGAAUACACAAUAAAAUCUAUAACAAAAUAUGAUAAUUCUUUUGAUCCAACGCCAAAAUUAAAAUCUAGUCCUAUUCCAAUUAAAUUUAUUUCUUUUAAUGAAAACGAUGAUAAUUGUUUUUAUUGUAAAAAUCCGUAUACUGAAACACUUUUAUUUAAACAAAAAUACUGUGAAACAUGCUUAUUCCAAUAUAUUAAUUAUGUUGAUAAUGAUCAUAAAUACUUGGACGUACUAAUAACUAAUAAUAAUACUGAUCAUUAUGCUUCAUGUCUUUGUACAGAAUGCGUUCUUUACUUUAAAAUCACAUGUUUUAAACAAGUAAUCGCAACUAAUUCUCAUCAUAAUGUAAAGUUUGAUAUUAAAAAAAACUGCGGAUUAUGUGGGAAAUUAAAUUAUCAGGAUUUAGAAUUUAUCGAGUUUGAGUCUUGUUCAAAUUGUUAUAUAGUUUCUUCUGAAUUGAUAGAAUCAACCUUGACUAAAUCGUCCAUUCAAAUUCUUCAUUUACCGUGGUGGAAUACUCAUAGUCGGUGUAUAGUUUGUUUGAAAAACCUUACGUUUAUAUUUGAUUGUCAAAAAUGGUGUUCAUUUUGCAAUAUAAUAUAUACUGGAUGUAGACAUUGUUUGACAACAAAUAUUAUUUUUGGAUUUACGCAAAAAUCUCAAUGUAAGAAAUGCAAUAGAAUAAUAUUUAUUACUAUUGAUAUCACAAAUAUCAUCAGUGGCAAUAAUGAUUUAGAUAGUGAGCUUCUUAUUAAUCUAAAGCCUAAUAUUACUGUUUCGUUAAAUUCGGUAUCUUUGUACCGUUAUUAUCUUAAUGAUCCUGUUUCUUCGCUAAAAUGGAUUUCAUACUCGAACAUUAAAAUUAUCAAGGAAAUAGCGCAAGGUGGUUUUGGUAUCAUUUAUCAAGCAACUUUAUUGGAAUAUGAAGAUGCAAAAAUAACAGUUGCCGUAAAAAAAUUCCUAAGCUCAAAAAGUAUUACUAAAUCUUUUUUAAGUGAGUUAAAAUCAUAUUAUCAAUUAUGCAAAGAUUAUCGUUUUAUUAUUAAAUGUCAUGGUAUUACGAAAGAUCCUAUAACAAAUGAAUACAUGUUAGUGAUGGAUUAUGCUAAUGAGGGAGAUUUACAUAACUACUUACAAAAUAAUUUUCAAUAUAUCACAUGGAAACGAAAAUUAACUAUUUUAUGUCAAAUCUCAGAAGGACUUAAAGUUAUUCAUAAAAUCAACUUUAUACAUCGAGAUCUUCAUAGUGGAAAUAUAUUACUCUUUCGAAAUAUUAAUACUAUUUAUGAUUUCAGACUUAAACAUAAUGCUGUUCAUAAUUUUUGGAAAAUUGGAGAUUUUGGAUUAUCACAAUCUGAAAACGAUCCUUCAAAAAAUAAUGAAAUAUAUGGAGUAAUACCUUAUAUUGCACCUGAAAUAUUCAAUGGUGCAAAAUUUUCAAAAGCAUCUGAUAUUUAUAGUCUUGGCAUGAUUAUGUGGGAACUUACAACAGGAUGCAAACCUUUUGCUAAUGUUGAACACGACAUUUCUCUUAUUUUUAAGAUUAUUGAUGGAAAACGACCCGAAAUUACAAAUGAUACACCUGAAUGUUUUGCAAACUUAAUGAAAAGGUGUUGGGAUCCCGAUCCAUCAAAAAGACCUUACAUAUCGGAUAUAUCAGAUACUAUAAGUAAAUUUAAAUCCUCUUGUAGAGAAUAUGAACCUGUAGAAUUCAGUGAACAAUUCCAUCAAGCUGAAGAAAACCGAUUGAAAUUAAUAAAAUCUAAGAAACUAGGACCAAAAUUUACUGAAAAACCUCAUUCAAAAGCAAUUUAUAUAAGUAGGCCAUUAAAAAUUUCUAAAUCUUUAUCUAUUAAUAAACUUUCGAUUAAUGUUAAUCCAGAAUACACUUCAAAAGAAUAUGAUCUUGAUAUAAAUGAUAUUCAAAGUUCAUCUUCACACGGUAAAAAUUUCGCAAUCCAGAAUUCUUCAAAUACUCAACAUCCGGGUGCUAGUAGACCACUAAGAUCCUUAAUUAUUAAAUCAUCAAAAAAAUUGGACGAGAAAUUGAAUAAUGAAGAUAAUGAAGAAUACGCUUCAAAAGAAUACGAUUUUGAUAUAAAUGAUGUUCAAAGACCUUCUUCAUCAAAUGUAAUUUUUGUGAGAAAGAGCUCUAGUAGUCUAGCUAUAAGAAAACGUAAUAUUGAAGAAUUAAAUAUUAUUCCUCAAAACAAUGGAAAGCGUAUCAAAACAAAUGAAAAUUCCAAGAAUGAGAAAUGA
Molecule: messenger RNA, 2286 nt
Organism: Rhizophagus irregularis DAOM 181602=DAOM 197198
Lineage: Eukaryota; Fungi; Glomeromycota; Glomeromycetes; Glomerales; Glomeraceae
Source: RefSeq, a predicted model, not a curated record